Molecule: messenger RNA, 2517 nt
Organism: Macroventuria anomochaeta
Lineage: Eukaryota; Fungi; Ascomycota; Dothideomycetes; Pleosporales; Didymellaceae
Exons: 4
Coding region: 165-2405 (746 amino acids)
Biological process (GO): regulation of DNA-templated transcription; DNA-templated transcription
Molecular function (GO): DNA binding; DNA-binding transcription factor activity, RNA polymerase II-specific; zinc ion binding
Source: RefSeq, a predicted model, not a curated record
GCGAAGUCUGAUGGCAGGCACAGCCGAGCGUCAGCCCGAGCCCGUGCGUUGAAAACCAACCCGCGGCUCUCCCGCGGCAAUGGACCUUCCUCUUUACCCUUUCGCCGCACCCGCACUUGAUACAACUUACGCCGCGGUUGUCAACCUCCCCUCUUCUCGUCUUCAUGGACGGCAGCAACCGUGCCGCUGUGGCCGGCGAUGCGCCGCGGGUGCGCAAGCGGGCACCUGAGGCGUGCACUUUUUGCCGCCGACGAAAGAUCAAGUGCAGCACUGAACGUCCUUCAUGUGCAAAUUGCAAAACCCAUGGAAUGACUUGCAACUAUGAGCCUAUCGACGAUGCUGUUCGUGCACGAACUGCUCGUCCAAGCAAGGUGCCACGGAGGGAGAAUGUCACUGAACAGACCGCAGCUGCAACUACCCACAGGGCAAAAUCAGUGUCUGAUGACAACUCUACUCGCUCAACUUUAGACUCGGCGAGUCGAGCAAACAGUGUGUCUCGUAUCGUUGUCUCUUCGAAUGGCAUGCCCAGCUACCACGGCCGUACAAGCACUCUCUUCGAAGAAAGCUAUCAUGACCGUUCCACCCCAGAAGCCAACUCCAGAAUGCCCGAGGAAUGGGUAGAGAAAGGACUGAUUGCUGAAGCUGCAUGUCAACGUCAGCUUGAAGAUGUCAACUUUCGUCUUGGAAAACUCGACUUCGACGGCGUGGAGCCUGAAUUAGGGCAGCACUUAUUGUCCCUUCAUUGGAAUCGACAACACCAUUCAUUCCUUAUCACAUAUCGGCCUGCGUUCAUGCGAGACAUGGCAUGCAAAGGCCCGAACUUCUCUAAACUCCUCUUGAACGCCAUCUUCUUCAGCGCGUCGAAAUUCAGUCCGCGUCGCGAGCUCCGAAGGGACGCUGAUGAUGUGCGGACUGCUGGCUGGCAAUUCCGUGAACGAGUCCGAGGGCUACUAGGUGGUGCUUUGGACAAGAGCGACAUUACUACCAUACAGGCAUUGUUGAUCAUGUGUAACUCCUUGUUCGCACUUGGAGAUGAGCGCAGCGCAGCUUGGCUGUACGCUGGUCUAGCGUUUCGUAUGAUUGUUGACUUGGGCAUUCACGUAGACAAGGCGGGCCUGGCUACUCACCGCAAGUUCUCGGACGAAGACCUUGAAGUUCGAAGACGCGUCUUCUGGGCUGCGUUUGUCGUCGACAAGAUACAGAGUCUGUAUCAAGGCCGACCAGUCACCAUCAAGGAGUCUGACACACUGGUACCUAUCAAGUUCCUGGACACCUACGAGGAGCUGGAGCAUUGGACUCCUUUGGCCUACUUGACACAGGCGAAUGUGGCUUAUUCUGGAUCGCCGGCAUAUAGCAUCUCCACUUUCAAGCACCUUUGUCAACUUUCAAUAAUCUUGAGCGAUAUACUGAGCACUAUCUACACAGAGCGUAGUUCCGACAAAAGCUCCGCUGAGCUGUCUACCAAAUUGGAAAGCAUUCAUGCGACAUUACAGGCUUGGUACCGAGACUUGCCUGCCCACCUGUCUGACGUGAGCAAACUACCGACGACUCCACCUCCACACGUGCUGAGCCUGCUUAAUAGCGCCAUGUACCAUGUACUCAUGAUCCUCUUGCAUCAUCCCUUCGUCGCUGACGGCCAUCUCUACAACACUUCUCGCAGCAUCUCGGUCAACUCAUUGAAGUGUUGUGCCACAGCAGCAAAUGACAUUGUCCAUCUCGUACGGGUCUUCGACAAAGCGUUCAGCGUACGAAGAGCUCCAUAUCUUAUUUCGUAUGCGACAUACGUUGCCGCAACUAUCCAUGCGCGCAUUGCAGCAAAGCGUGGCCCCGGCUCUGAUGCCCACAGCAGUCUCGCUGCUUGUCUAGCCGUCUUUCGAGAAAACCAGGAGACCAACCCAGCCGUUCGGCGCGCCAACGCUCUUGUGCAGAAUCUAAUGAAGAGACUUGGGGUACGCAUGCACAGUAUCGAUGAGUGCCGCAUUCAUAAAGGUACCAGUGGUAGCAAUCAACGUCAAUCUCCUGAGACGGUCUCGAACACAUCGACUGGACGUAGGCCCAGCUUACAAGGUCUCGAUCUUGAUGGCAUUAUACAGAGCUUUGUGCGCGAGCAGGAGAAUGCCCAAAUGACCCAAGUAGGAACGCCCGACCACAGUGCCAUGAACACGGCAGCACCUACACACAUGCCGCCGCUAAGAGCUCCUACCAUUGGUGGGAACAUGCUCGAUGCUGGCGGUCACGACGUGAACUCCAUCACUUACGACUACAACGGACCGUGGAUCGGUCAGGUUCAACAUCAGAUCUAUGGAGACGCCUCAGUACCCGUGGACGACUUGUACUACGGCUUCAAUAGCGCUGCUUUGGACAGCUUCCCUAUCACACCAUUCUUGGAGUGGAACACUAUGUGAGCAUCUUCUCAACAGUCUCGACUCUGUAGAGUAUCUAGAGAUGAUCCAGAGAUGCAGUGGCAGGUAUCUGAAGUUCCCCAUGGGGAACUUGAUGUGCACGCGGCCCGUAAGU